AUGAAGAAGCUUUUCUGCUCCUGGCGUGGGAAGGAUGAGUCCCGCAGCUGCACCUCAGACCUGCAGUAUAUAGGUCCGGCCAGGUCUCGCUCAGGCCUCCUGUCCCAACCGGGUUACAACUUGCGAGAUAGGGAUUUAAAGAAGCUUCAUAAAGCUGCCUCAGUCGGAGAUUUGGAGACGGUGCAAAAGUGUCUUCAGCUCAAGAAACAUGAUGUAAACGUGCGGGACAAAGAACACAGAACACCUUUGCAUCUGGCCUGCGCUAAUGGAUUUCCAGAUAUUGUCUCUCUCUUAAUUGAUAAACAAUGCGAUAUAAAUAUGCAAGAUAGUGAAAAAAAAUCUCCAUUGAUUAAGGCAGUACAGUGUCAGAAGGAGAACUGUGCUACUCUUCUUCUACACCAUGAUGCAGACCCCAAUCUCGUAGAUUCUGACCGCAAUACCGCUCUUCAUUAUGCUGUCUGUGGUCAAAGUAUUUCAUUAGUAGAAAAACUGCUUGAACACAAAGCUAAUCUUGAAGCACAAAAUACGGAUGGAUAUACUCCACUUUUACUUGCUGUUAUUGAAGAUAAUGCAAAAAUGGUAGAAUUUCUUCUGAAGAAAGGGGCAGAUGUGAAUGCUUCAGAUAACUCUCAAAGAACAGCGCUCAUGAUUGCUCUCAGUGAAGAACCAACAAGUUUAGUCAGUCUUAUUCUUCAGCAAGAUGUGGACCUAUCCUGCAGAGAUAUUUAUGGAUUCACAGCUGAGGAAUAUGCUUCUUUUAAUGGUUUUACUAUGUAUUAUCAGUUAAUGGCCAAUUAUGGAAAGAAAAGAAAGUUGGACGGAAAUCUCACUAUGAAAAUAUAA
This is a messenger RNA of Orycteropus afer afer, 843 nucleotides long. RefSeq names its product ankyrin repeat domain 7 (gene ANKRD7). The record is from RefSeq and is a predicted model, not a curated record. Gene Ontology annotation, molecular function: protein binding. Lineage: Eukaryota; Metazoa; Chordata; Mammalia; Tubulidentata; Orycteropodidae.